GUUUGACGCACAUUUUGUCAGUGAGCGCGGCAAACAAGACAGGCAACAGUAGAAAACGACGUAGCAAAAACUUUGAACGCGUAUACUCACCUUGUUGUUUUAUUCGUACUGGACGGAACACAUGGCGUCUACCAGUAAACCGUCUUUACAGAGCAAAAAUUUACCAUGGGUUGAAAAAUACAGACCUCAAACACUUGAUGAUUUAAUUUCACACAAAGAUAUUCUGAGUACCAUCCAGAGGUUCAUCAGUGAGGACAAGCUUCCCCACCUCCUAUUCUAUGGCCCCCCUGGAACAGGUAAAACCUCCACAAUCCUCGCCUGUGCUCGGCAGCUGUACAAGGACAAAGAGUUCAACUCCAUGGUGUUAGAGCUGAAUGCAUCAGACGACAGGGGCAUUGAUGUUGUGCGAGGUGCUAUUCUGAGUUUUGCUAGCACCAGAACCAUAUUCAGGAAGGGCUUCAAGUUGGUGAUACUGGACGAAGCCGAUGCCAUGACCCAGGAUGCCCAGAAUGCAUUGCGGCGAGUGAUCGAGAAGUUCACAGAAAAUACCAGAUUCUGUCUCAUCUGCAACUACCUCUCCAAGAUCAUCCCGGCCCUGCAGUCUCGCUGCACCAGGUUCCGCUUUGGACCACUGUCCCCGGAUCAGAUGAUCCCUCGUCUGGAGCACGUUAUCCAGCAGGAGAGCGUUGACGUCACUACAGAUGGCAUGAAGGCUAUCGUGACCUUAUCAUCUGGUGAUAUGAGAAGGUCACUCAACAUCCUGCAGAGCACCAGCAUGGCGUACGGGAAGGUCACAGAAGCCACAGUGUACACCUGCACAGGCCAACCCCUCCGCUCAGAUAUAGCAAACAUCCUCGACUGGUGCCUCAACAAAGACUUCACAUCUGCAUACAAACAAAUCCUUGAGCUGAAGACUUUAAAAGGUUUGGCUCUGCAAGAUAUCCUCACGGAGGUGCAUCUGCUCAUUCACAGAGUGGACUUCCCUCCAGCUAUUCGGAUGGGUCUGCUAAUCAAGUUAGCCGACAUAGAACACCGGCUCGCUUCAGGGACCAACGAGAAGAUCCAGCUGAGCUCCAUGGUGGCGGCUUUCCAGGCAGUGAGAAACCUCGUGGUCAGUGAGGCCUCUUAGAGGAUCAUCUUGCUCAUAAUGAAGUUUUUUGUUCAUUCAGCCCACAGCAAAGAGAAACAGUCACCUCAAUUUUUACCACAAUAAAGUACGGAGUGGAGUUCAUGGUUGCAUCCUUAGCUUAAGUUGUAUUAUUGCUCUUUAACUAGCAUCUUUGCCUCUAACUGACAUGUCUUGGUCAGAUUAAUAAAAAAUGUCAGAACUAUGAGGAAUGAAGCCGUAAAGAGCUGAGAACAGGUUGCUUUACUUUUCAGCUAUUAAGCGAUUAUACUGAUAAACUCUCCUGUAACAGACCAAGGUCAUCAGCAGAAUCACUACACUUUUCUUUAGGGUAGAAAAUGCGUGUCCUUGGGCCUCUGAUGCAUGAGUCCCUCCACGCUGACUCUGCUGUGGAUGCGUGGAACAAAUGCCAGCAGCUGAGUGAAUCACAUCUAAGGUGGAAAGCGGUUAUCUGUGGCCCAAAACAGAUUCAAAUGUAGGCACUUGAAACAAAUGUAUUGGUGUCAAAUUAAUCUGUUUGUAAAAAAAAAAUUGAUCCAUGAACAUGUAAAUGUGUUUUAAUCUGUUUAAUAAAACAUUUUCCUACAA
Messenger RNA from Melanotaenia boesemani (Boeseman's rainbowfish), 1714 nucleotides. It is a transcript of the gene rfc5, whose product is annotated as replication factor C (activator 1) 5. The transcript has 11 exons. Gene Ontology annotation, molecular function: DNA binding; DNA clamp loader activity; ATP binding. NCBI's taxonomy places the organism in Eukaryota, Metazoa, Chordata, Actinopteri, Atheriniformes, Melanotaeniidae. Gene Ontology annotation, biological process: DNA-templated DNA replication; DNA repair. The record is from RefSeq and is a predicted model, not a curated record. The coding region runs from base 122 to 1129 and encodes 335 amino acids. Gene Ontology annotation, cellular component: nucleus; DNA replication factor C complex.